AUGCAAACUCAUCCAAACGGUGAUUUACCAGUAGCUUAUUUAUCAAAAAAAUUUACAACAACACAAAUGAAUUGGCCAGUAACAGAACAAGAAUGUUACGCAAUUAUAUGUGCGAUCGAAAAAUGGCAUAAAUAUUUAGAUGGACGUUCAUUUAUCAUUGAAACAGAUCAUAAACCAUUAUUACCAUUUAAUUUAAAACAACAAUUAAAUUCAAAAUGUGAACGAUGGCGAUUAAAAUUACAACAAUAUCAAUUCACCAUUCGGUAUAUUAAAGGAAAACAUAAUACAGUAGCUGAUUACUUCUCUCGUUCACCAGUCGAUAAUGGAACAAACGAUGAAGAUGAUUAUAUUCCAACAAAAAUCCAGAGCAACACAAACUGA
Molecule: messenger RNA, 381 nt
Organism: Rotaria sp. Silwood1
Lineage: Eukaryota; Metazoa; Rotifera; Eurotatoria; Philodinida; Philodinidae
Source: the annotation of a GenBank genome assembly